Molecule: messenger RNA, 357 nt
Organism: Myzus persicae (green peach aphid)
Lineage: Eukaryota; Metazoa; Arthropoda; Insecta; Hemiptera; Aphididae
Exons: 4
Coding region: 1-357 (118 amino acids)
Biological process (GO): sensory perception of smell
Cellular component (GO): membrane
Molecular function (GO): olfactory receptor activity; odorant binding
Source: RefSeq, a predicted model, not a curated record
AUGCAAAGUUUCUCCGGCGAGGAUAAAUUUAUGGAUUCGGAUGUUGCAAUUGUAAAAAUUCUUUGCUCAAUCCCUGCACUUUCAUUUCAGAUAUAUAUGGAGUGUUAUUUAUUUGGAUAUUUACACGAUCAAAAAGAUGCAAUAGUAUUGGCAUUGUACAGCAGCAAUUGGACCAAAAUGGAUAUAAGGUGUAGAAAAAUGAUUUUAUUAACAAUGAAAAUGCAUAAUGCUCAUUACCAAAAGUUAAAAUUUACUAGAACGAAAAUUGUAAACUUGGAGAUGUUUUUUAAGACCAUGGGUGAUUGCUACACGGUCGUAUCGGUUUUAAUAAAAUAUAUAAAAUCAAUGAACGAAUAG